Molecule: messenger RNA, 435 nt
Organism: Vicia faba (fava bean)
Lineage: Eukaryota; Viridiplantae; Streptophyta; Magnoliopsida; Fabales; Fabaceae
Source: the annotation of a GenBank genome assembly
AUGGACUCAUCUCAAUCUCAAUGGAUCCAACCCUUGGUUUCUGUCUCCGUCGGUUCCUUCAUCGCAUUCAGAGCUCACAGAAAAAAUUCCCUCAGCACUUCUGGUGCUUUCGCCGGUUUCUUUGUUAUGUCGCUUCACAUUUUUAUAGGAUUUAGAAGGGACAAGAUAAGAAACGGGAAGGAUUAUUGCUUGAAUUCUAAAGACUCGCCUCUGAUUACUGCUAUUAUUGGUGGCGUUAUUGGCCAUUAUUGCUGCUGCAAUGGAGACACCUGGUCUUCAGAGAUUGGAGUUCUCAGUGAUGACCGUCCUCGUCUUAUCACAACCUUUAAGCAUGUGAGGAAUGGUCUCAGCAUUCUUGACAACAAUGCAGUGAACUUUGUGUCUAUACUGUUGACCACAAUUUUAAAUUUAUUAGCUUGUUUGUACAUAUUUUAG